Molecule: messenger RNA, 723 nt
Organism: Saccostrea cuccullata (small rock oyster)
Lineage: Eukaryota; Metazoa; Mollusca; Bivalvia; Ostreida; Ostreidae
Product: fibroleukin-like
Exons: 5
Coding region: 1-723 (240 amino acids)
Source: RefSeq, a predicted model, not a curated record
AUGAAAUCAUGUAAAACAUUACGAGAGUUUCUAAGUGAAAACUUCGCAAACAGUUCUAAUGAAGCUGGAGAUUGGAGAUAUUACACAUUUCAAUAUGCGUCCAGUUGUUUGGAGUUACGUGCCCUUGUCCCGGCUUUAUCUGGUGUAUACAGAAUAUACCCAUGGAGGGACAGACAGAGACCUCUAGACGUAUUUUGUGAUAUGAGGACAGAUGGAGGGGGGUGGACGGUUAUACAACGCCGUACUUACGGUAUACCAUUCAACAGAGCAUGGAAUGAAUACAAGAGAGGAUUCGGAUCAAAGGAUAGAGAAUACUGGCUAGGAAAUGACCUCAUUCAUGCCUUGACUGUCGAAAGAACAACUUCGUUGUAUAUUGCUAUAACAUUGACAAAUGGAACAACAUUGUAUGAGCAAUAUGAGCAGUUCUACAUCACAGACGAGACCGAUGGCUACAGGCUCCGUAUAGCCGGAAACACAGAAGGAACUCUGGGAGACAGUUUGAGAGAUGACUGGCCUCCUUGGAACGUCAAUGGAAUGCAAUUUUCGACAUUUGAUAGAGACAACGAUGGAUUUUCAGAUGGAAAAUGUUCGGAUUCCGGAGGGUGGUGGUUUAAUCAAUGCGGAUGGACCUAUCUGAACUCGGACGACGACGAAGCGCGACUUUGGGUCCCCACGGUGCCCAACAGGACACUUGUCCAUGAAACAAAGAUGAUGAUCAGAUAA